Erpetoichthys calabaricus (reedfish) is the source of this 1575-nucleotide messenger RNA. RefSeq names its product olfactory receptor 1D2-like. The coding region runs from base 1 to 1575 and encodes 524 amino acids. NCBI's taxonomy places the organism in Eukaryota, Metazoa, Chordata, Cladistia, Polypteriformes, Polypteridae. The transcript is spliced from 2 exons. Gene Ontology annotation, cellular component: membrane. The record is from RefSeq and is a predicted model, not a curated record. Gene Ontology annotation, molecular function: olfactory receptor activity; G protein-coupled receptor activity. Gene Ontology annotation, biological process: G protein-coupled receptor signaling pathway.
AUGGAUAUGGAUAAGUCUCCCAUAAGUAUGUGCUGGCAUUCCCUGAGCAGUGGCAGUGGUAAGCAAGAAAAUUCACAAAUAGAGUUCCAUCUAGUACAGCUAUGGCAAGCAAUUCUUUUUAAGAAAGUGAGCCACCUAAAAGAGCCAUGUAAAGAGCAAAAGCAUCCAUUCUGGUACUUGGCAUUAGAGCUACAUUGGUGUCAGGAGUGGGAUGAAAAGAAAACCUACCACCAAAUUUUAGCAAGUGCCAAGUACCACGGAGUGGACCUGCUUGGCUCUCCAGAGGAGAUGCUGGAUAGCCUUGAGAGUGACAUCUGGAUCUGGAGUGCUGUUUGCAUUAACAGCACAGGGGGAAGACAGUGGAGAGACUUCUACCUCUGCAGCUCUAUCAAUGCAUCUCCAUCUAGUAUGAUGGAGCCCGCCUCAUACUGUUGGGGAAAAAGUGUGGCAGAUUGUGUUGUCAUUGAUCCCACAGAUCAUUUCAGUGAUCUUACAAUGGUUCCUGAAACUGUGGGUUCUUUGUACUGUCCUUUCAAAACACCAAUUAAGAUACUGAAGCACUUAACUGUUGCUUUUAUGUUUUCUGCCCUCCAGUUAGACCCAAAACCAUCCAUGUCUGGAUUGAAUCAAACCAGCUCUUCAAUCAAGGAAUUUCUCAUUGUUGGAUUUCCAGGAUUCAAAGAUCAAGAAAGCAGGAGAACUCUGUUUGGAGUCUUCCUCACAGUUUAUCUCUUCACUUUAGUGGGGAACAUUCUGUUAAUCGUCAUCUUUGCCUCCGACAGAACUCUGCACAACCCAAUGUACAUCUUAGUGUGUGGUUUGGCUGUUCUCGACAUCGCCAUCAGUACUAACACCCUGCCCAGUACACUAGCCCUCUUAAUUUUUGAAUACAGAAUUGUGCCUUUAGCUGCUUGUUUUACUCAGAUGAUGUUCCUAGGAGGAUUUUUUGCAACAGAGUGUGUCCUCCUUACUCUAAUGGCUUAUGAUCGCUAUGUCGCAAUCUGUUACCCACUUCACUAUCCUAAUUUAAUCACUAACAGUCGCAUCUCCAAAUUGAUGGCAGGCUGCUGGGUAUUUGGGCUUCUUUGGGCAAACAUUACUUUGGUUUUUGUUCUCAGCCUUUCAUUCUGCAGGCCUAGUAAUGUUAUCUAUGUAUUUUGUGACAUUGCUUAUUUGAUAUUUAUGGCUUGUGGUAACACUCAGAUUGUUAAUUAUGCUGUAUUAUGUAUUGGCUUGGGCAUGUUGUUCAUCUCAUUGAUCUUAAUUCUCUUCUCCUACCUACGGAUUUUAAUCUCAGUUAUCAAGAUUGCCAGUAAAGAGGGGCGAAUGAAAGCCUUCUACACGUGUGGCACACAUAUGCUUGUGAUUUCUGUGUUCUUCCUCACUGCUGCAGGAGUCUUCAUUUCAGACAGGACUUCUUUUUCAACUAUGGACACCCAUAUUUUUGGGGUCAUAAUACGGAAUGUGUUUCCAUCAUUAAUGAAUCCAGUAAUUUACUGCCUCAGGACUAAAGAAAUUAGAAAUAGCUUUGUUAAAAUGUUUAAGAUGAUUAAAUGUUUACCAUACAGAAGAUAG